AUGGCGCUCCAGGAAUUUGCGCAGCGCAUAACUCGCUGCCGGGAUUGCAAGGAUUUGUCCGGCGGAAGAGAGGUUCACGCUCAGGUGGAGCGCAGCGAUCUCGCGAACAAUCUCUUGCUCAAGAACCUCCUGGUGGAAAUGUACGCAAAGUGUGGGAGCUUGGAGCAAGCAUUCGAGGUCUUCUCCAGCAUCCAAGCUCGCAAUGCCUUCUCGUGGAACAUCAUGAUGUCCGGCUACGCGCAAAAUGGAGAUCUCCGCAACGCAGAGCGUGUCUUUAGAGAGAUUCCUCCUCCAGUGAGAAACCUCGUCUCCUGGAACACUCUCAUGGCAGCGUAUAUCCAAAAUGGACGGCUCGCGGACGCCCGGGAUCUCUUUGAUCAGAUGGAGGAGAGGGACGUGGUGACGUGGAACACGAUGCUCGGAGCAUAUGCCCAGGCCGGGUAUCUUGACGAGGCUAGAAGAAUCUUCGAUGGCAUGCCGGCGUGGAACGUUGCCACGUGGAACGCGAUGAUUUGCGGGUGCGUAGAGAACAAGCAUCUUGCAGUGGGAGAUUCUCUUUUGGAAAAGAUGCCGGAGCACAGCUUAGUAGCGUGGAAUGCCCUCCUUGCAGCAAAUGCCGAUGCCGGGCAUCUGGAAACCGUGUUAGGCAUAUUCAAGCGUAUGAAUGGGCAUCUGGAAGAUGCCAAGCGCGUGUUCUUCGAGAUGCCCUAUGGUGAUUUGAUCUCCUGGACGGCGAUGCUGUCGGCGUAUGCGCAGAACGAUCGAAUCGGCGAGGCGAUGGCGAUGUUUGAUCGAAUGCCACGACACUGCGUCGUGUCGUGCAAUGCAGUGAUCACUGGGUUGUGCGAGAGCGGUGAUCUUGCUGCUGCCAGGGCUCUCUUCGAUGCAAUGGAACAGCGCAAUCUCGUCAGCUGGAACGCGAUGAUCUCCGGCUACGCGCGGCGCCAGGAUCUCGCGAGCGCGAGGGAUCUGUUCGAGAGGAUGCCGCGGCGGGAUCAAAUCUCCUGGAACACCAUCGUUGCGGGCUAUGCCCAGCACGGGGAGCUGGAGGAAUCGAGGAGCCUGCUGGAUCGAAUGCCCGAGCGCGACGCGAUGGCGACCACGGCGCUCCUGGCGGCGUAUGCCCAGAUCGGACUCUUGGAAGAAUCGAUCGAGCUCUAUCAGGGGUUCCCUUCUCCUAGCCGAGACGUGAUCCUCUCCACGGCGAUGGUGGCCGCGCUGGCGCAAGCCGGGAGGCUCCACGAGGCGCAAGAGCUCUUCGAUCGAAUGCCACACUGGGAUGUGGUGUCGUGGACGUCGCUGAUUGCUGGCUACGCCCAUUUCGCCCACUUCAAUUCCGCGAUCGCGCUCUUCGCCGCCAUGCCGUGCCGCGAUCUCGUCGCCUGGAACGCGCUCAUUGCCGGAUUGGGGCAGAACAGCCGGAUCGAAUCGGCGAGAGCUCUCUUCGAUCAAAUGCCGUGGCGGGAUCUCAUAUCGUGGAACGCGAUGAUCGCCGUCUACGCGCUAAAUGGGCACCAUGCUUUGAGCCUGGAGCUCUUCCUGGCGAUGGCAAUGGAGGGAUUGGAACCCAGCGAUGUGACCUUCAGCAGCGUCCUCACAGCCUGCGCCCACGCCGGGAUGAUCGAUCGCUGCUCCAGCUGCCUGGAAUCGAUGCGAUCGGACUACAGCAUCGAGGAGACCCUGGAACAUCGACGAGCCCUAGUCGAUAUCCUGGGGCGAUCUGGGCAGCUCCACAGGGCCCGGGAGAUGAUCCAGCAGCAAUCCGGAGAUGGGAUUUCAUGGACGACGUUGGUGGGAUCCUGCAAGAUCCAUGGAAACCCGGAUCUCGCCAAGCACGCCGCCAGGCAAGCGUUUAGCCUCGAUGCCAAGAACUCCGCGCCUUACGUACAGAUAAAUUCGGCGAUGGAUAGGUCACCGGAUUUCCCAGAAAUUUGGUGCGUGUCUCAGCGAACAAGCGCCAGAUCUCUGCCUGCCGCUGUCGGGUCGAUUUCGCGGUCGCCUUUCUUCCUCUUUUUUCUGCCAAAGCGAAGCGGAAGAGGAAGAAAAGCUUCUGGGUUUAAAGGAGGGAGAAGCUUUAGCGACGUGUCGCUAUCAAAUUUGGACGAAAAGGAGCAUAGAUUUGUGGGCUGCAAGAGACGAGGAGCUUGGAACUUUAAUACCGGUUACUGGAAAGAAAGAAUGACGAGAAAAGAGGCUCUGGGAUGUUGGCAGCGGCAGUGUCGUACGUUGUGA
Molecule: messenger RNA, 2232 nt
Organism: Selaginella moellendorffii
Lineage: Eukaryota; Viridiplantae; Streptophyta; Lycopodiopsida; Selaginellales; Selaginellaceae
Product: pentatricopeptide repeat-containing protein At4g02750-like
Exons: 3
Coding region: 1-2232 (743 amino acids)
Biological process (GO): RNA modification
Molecular function (GO): protein binding; RNA binding
Source: RefSeq, a predicted model, not a curated record